GGACAAGGCAGUGGCCUGCAGUGGCUCGCUAACCCCACCUUUCCCCGACUCCCAGAGUCCAGGCCUCAUAAGUGACUAGGACACGUCGCGAUGGUCACCAUACGGGUCGCACGGGCAGAGGACUUGCAGGGGAUGCAGGCGUGCAACCUGCAGAACCUACCGGAGAAUUAUACAAUGAGAUAUUACCUGUUCUAUAUGUUGUCUAAUCCGCAGGUGUCGUACGUCGCGGAGGACGAAGGGAAGAUCGUCGGAUACAUCCUGGGACGAAUGGAGGACGACGUACCGGAAGGGGAGGAGCCGCACGGACACGUUGUCUCCAUCUCCGUCCUGAGAUCCUACCGUCGUCUUGGACUCGCGAAAAAGCUCAUGCUUCAGUCACAGGAAGCUAUGGCGGUCGUGUAUCGAGCGGCAUACGUUACGCUGCACGUCCGUAAGUCCAAUCGGGCUGCGCUAGGACUGUACAAAGAUACACUCGGCUUCACCGUGCAAGACAUAGAGAAGAAGUACUAUGCUGACGGCGAGGACGCGUACGUGAUGCGGCGGUUAUUGAAGCAACAGCGCGUGUGAUAGACCCGGAAGAUUUCGCAAUUUCCUGAGUCCCCUCACAUCUGGAAUACACAGUGCCUGGGCAACGACGUAGACUGCAUAGCAGAGCGCUUUACGAGACCAC
Trametes versicolor FP-101664 SS1 is the source of this 670-nucleotide messenger RNA. RefSeq names its product acyl-CoA N-acyltransferase. Gene Ontology annotation, biological process: N-terminal peptidyl-glutamic acid acetylation. Lineage: Eukaryota; Fungi; Basidiomycota; Agaricomycetes; Polyporales; Polyporaceae. The coding region runs from base 91 to 567 and encodes 158 amino acids. The record is from RefSeq and is a predicted model, not a curated record. Gene Ontology annotation, cellular component: NatA complex. Gene Ontology annotation, molecular function: protein-N-terminal-glutamate acetyltransferase activity; protein N-terminal-serine acetyltransferase activity. The transcript is spliced from 6 exons.